AUGGAAGCACAGAAUAUCACAAGGGUGUCAGAGUUUAUCCUCUUAGGAUUCUCACAGACCCGGGACCUUGAGAAAUUCCUGUUCCUGGUGUUCCUAUUUGUCUAUGUCACCACUGUUGUGGGAAACCUCCUUAUCAUGGUCACAGUGACUUUUGACUGCCGGCUCCACAUGCCCAUGUAUUUUCUGCUCCGAAACCUGGCUGUCAUAGACCUCUGUUAUUCCACUGUCACUUCUCCAAAGAUGCUGGUGGACUUCCUUCAUGAGGUCAAGACCAUCUCCUACCAGGGCUGCAUGACUCAGAUCUUCUUCUUUCACCUCUUGGGAGGUGGGACUGUCUUCUUUCUCUCAGUGAUGGCUUAUGACCGCUACAUAGCCAUCUCCCGGCCCCUCCACUAUGUUACCAUCAUGAACACUCAGCUCUGUGUGGGGCUAGUGGUGGCUGCUUGGUUAGGGGGAUUUGUUCACUCCAUUGUCCAGCUGGCUUUGAUGCUCCCCUUGCCUUUUUGUGGUCCCAAUGUUCUGGAUAACUUCUACUGUGACAUCCCACAAGUGCUGAGACUUGCCUGCACUGACACCUCCCUCCUGGAGUUCCUCAUGAUCUCCAACAGUGGAAUGCUGGUCCUCAUCUGGUUUAUUCUCCUUCUGAUUUCUUACACAGUCAUCCUGGUGAUGUUGAGGUCCCAUUCAGAGCAGGCGAGGAAGAAGGCAGCUUCUACCUGCACCACCCACAUCAUUGUGGUGUCUAUGAUCUUCAUUCCCUGUAUCUAUAUCUAUGCCCGGCCCUUCACCCCCUUCCCCAUGGACAAGGCUGUGUCCAUCAGCUACACGGUCAUGACCCCCAUGCUCAAUCCCAUGAUCUAUACUCUGAGGAACCAGGAGAUGCAAGCAGCCAUGAAGAGAUUAGGCAAGCGUCUAGUAAUAUGUAACAGGGAGUGAACUUAAUAUAUCUUGACUCAGGAGUGUCUGGGUGGCUCAGUUGGU
Messenger RNA from Panthera uncia (snow leopard), 981 nucleotides. Its product is annotated as olfactory receptor 4D1. Gene Ontology annotation, cellular component: membrane. Gene Ontology annotation, molecular function: olfactory receptor activity; G protein-coupled receptor activity. The transcript has a single exon. Gene Ontology annotation, biological process: G protein-coupled receptor signaling pathway. Bases 1 to 936 code for a protein of 311 amino acids. The record is from RefSeq and is a predicted model, not a curated record. Lineage: Eukaryota; Metazoa; Chordata; Mammalia; Carnivora; Felidae.